Vicia faba (fava bean) is the source of this 1518-nucleotide messenger RNA. The record is from the annotation of a GenBank genome assembly. NCBI's taxonomy places the organism in Eukaryota, Viridiplantae, Streptophyta, Magnoliopsida, Fabales, Fabaceae.
AUGUCAAAUGAAAGUGAAGAGUUUUCCACAGAAAUUGUGCAAAGGGGUGCAGAAAGCAAUGGCCCAAUUUCAUUCUCUGUUAAAGUACGGCCCAGAAUGCCAGAUUUUCUUAGUUCUGUUAAUCUAAAAUAUGUGAAAUUGGGCUAUGGUUAUCUCAUUAACCAUCGUUUGUAUUUACUAUUCGCACCCGCUUUGCUUGCAAUCUUGAUUAAUCAUAUUGGAAAAUUCACUAUGGAAGAUCUCUUUGUGAAAUUUAACAUCACUGAGGGGUUGUUUAUUUCUGGAAUUUUUCUACUUAUGCUCUAUAUUUAUAUUGAUUCUACACCAAGUUCUACCUAUUUGAUUGAUUUCUCGUGUUUCCGACCUUCAAAUGAUUACAAGAUCUCUAAGGCAGAGUUCAUUGAGUUAGCAAAAACAUCAGGAAAUUUCAAUGAAUUGGCCAUUAAAUUUCAAGAACAAGCUCUUAAGAAAUCUGGCAUAGGAGAUGAAACCUACUUACCAAAAUCAGUUUUUCGCCCCGGUUACACAUCAUCCUUAAAAGAAGGCAGAGAAGAAUUAUCAAUGGUGAUGUUUGGUGCAAUUAAGAAUGUUCUUGCAGCCACAAAAGUAAAACCAAAAGACAUCAAAAUCCUUAUAGUAAACUGUGGAAUACUAAACACAACUCCAUCAAUCUCAUCAAUGGUGAUAAACCAUUUCAAGCUUAGGUCUGAUAUUCGUAGCUUUAACCUUGGUGGUAUGGGUUGUGCUGCUGGAAUCGUAGCUAUUGAUUUGGCUAAAGACCUUCUUGAUGCUUAUCCUGGUUCUUAUGCAUUAGUAGUUAGCACAGAAGCUGUUACCUAUUCAUGGUAUAGUGGUAAUGAAUUUGAUAUGCUUCUUCCUAAUUGCUUCUUUAGAAUGGGAGCUUCAGCCGUCUUGCUCUCGAAUUAUCGCCUCGAUAGAUGGCGUGCUAAGUAUGAACUCAUACAGCUGGUCAGAACUCACAAAGGAAUGGACAACAACAGCUACAAAAGCAUACAUCAAAAAGAAGACAAUGAAGGGAAAAAAGGACUAUCAAUAAGCAAAGAUGUAAUUGAAGUUGGAGGCCAUGCACUAAAAGCCAACAUCACAACACUUGGUCCACUAGUACUACCAGUUUCAGAACAGCUUCACUUCUUCACCAAUUUACUCUUGAAGAAAAAGAAAACAAAGCCAUACAUUCCUGAUUUCAAGCUAGCUUUUGAACAUGUAUGUGCAUUGGCAACAAGCAAGAGAGUGUUGGAUGAGAUACAAAAUAAUUUGGAGUUGACAAAUGAGUAUAUGGAAGCAUCAAGGAAGACAUUGGAGAGAUUUGGUAACACUUCUAGUAGUAGUAAUUGGUAUGAACUUGCAUAUCUAGAGUUCAAUAAAAGGAUUAAGAAAGGUGAUAGAGUUUGUCAGAUAGCUUUUGGGUCUGGAUUUAUGUGUAAUAGUGUUGUUUGGAAAGCACUUAGGAAUGUUGGGAAGCCUAAACAAAGUCCUUGGAUUGAGGAUGAUAAUUGA